CAGAGCCCCAAACUCCACACCUCCUCCAGCAUAUCCUGAACUUGUGCUCCCAGGUCCCGGAUCUUGUCCACAAUGAACCUCCAGCUCCGCAGCUCCGCCCGCAUCCUUAGCCGUUCCAGCUCGCCAUUUACGCUGCUGGCAUUUCUGUUGCUGCUCACACUGCCGCAGCAUCUAGCUGAAGCUGCUCCUUCCUCAGCCGUAGCCGCUGCAACUGAGCUGCGUUGUGUUUGCUUAACCGUAACUCCAAGAAUUAAUCCCAAAAUGAUCGCUAAUUUGGAGGUGAUCCCGGCAGGUCCACAGUGCCCCACGGUGGAAGUCAUAGCUAAGCUGAAGAACCAGCAGGAUGUCUGUCUGGACCCAGAAGCUCCUUUAAUAAAGAAAAUCAUUCAGAAAAUAUUGGACAGUGAAAAAAAGAAAACUAAGCGGAAUGCACUUGCAGUGAAAAGAACGGCCAGUAGUCAAUAGAAAGAUUUUUUUGGGAUUCUGUCCCCAGUGAAGACAAGAAGGAAAGGAUGAUUCUCUCCACCUAUUGGUUUUCUUUAUGAACUCCCUGCUUUGAUGAGAAAAGGGAAACCGUUGUCCCUGAAGCUUCCUGCUUAUCUUAUGAGUGUAUUUAGUAGAAUAAUUCCUAUUCUUUCCUAUCGAUUACACUAUUAGAAAUUGUGGUACUUUAGUGUGUAAGUCAAGAAUCAUUGAUUGUUAACCUUUCAAAAUGUCUUGAGUUGAAGGUGACUAUUGCAUUGUGUCUCCAGUAUGUGUGUGUGUGUGUGUGUGUGUGUGUGUGUGUGUGUGUGUGUGUGUAUAGUGCCUUUUUAAUGUUCAUGAGAAGACUGUGGCUUUAACAGACGAAUGAGGUUCAGUUAGAAGCUGUUGAUGAAGACACCCUCUCCUCUCUCUAAUAAAAUGGGAACCUCUUUUACUGUUGUUUUUUUGGGUGUAUUAAGGAGUUUUCUUACAUCUGAGCCUGGAGUGGCAUAUAACUUUUAUGGUUUUAGAAAGCUGCUAUGUCAUGCAGAAACCUGUGUAGAAUGCAUUUCCUUAUUUAGAAUUUUAAAAUAUGUAAGUUCUAGAAGGAUCAAUGUGUUCUCAUCUUAUAAUUUUAGACAUCUGAUGUCUUCUUAGUAUGGCAUAAUGUCAUGACUUACUCAUGAAACUGUACACUAUUUAUUAACUAGUUUAUUAGUAUUACUAUUUGGGCCACGAAGUAUAUAUUUUAGAUAGACGAAGAAGGUAAGCAAGUAAAUUCCUUACCUAGUUUCAUUAAAAAAAAAAUUAAAAGUUAUUUCUAGUGAGUGAAACUUCAACAAAUAUCUAUAGUCUUAGAGUUUUGAAACCAUACCUAACAUGUUUUAAUAUGCAUUGUGGAGAUAUUUAGGUGUCUGUAGUAUGUGUUUUAUAGAGUUUGCUUUGUUAUAAGGAAAUUAAUGAAUGCAGCAAUCCAUUAUUUUAAGACUGUACGUUUUAAAGUGCCUCACUUGUUUAUACUACUUUUUUUGAGAAAAAUAAAGUAUCUCUA
Messenger RNA from Arvicanthis niloticus (Nile rat), 1516 nucleotides. RefSeq names its product C-X-C motif chemokine 5-like. Gene Ontology annotation, molecular function: chemokine activity. The record is from RefSeq and is a predicted model, not a curated record. Gene Ontology annotation, biological process: immune response; chemotaxis; defense response. Gene Ontology annotation, cellular component: extracellular region. NCBI's taxonomy places the organism in Eukaryota, Metazoa, Chordata, Mammalia, Rodentia, Muridae.